AUGUGUCUGAACAUGUCACUGAAGAUUAUACAAUGUGCUGCACUUUUGCAAGCACAAAUGGCAGGUGAAAGAAUGGCCUACAAGCUUAAUUUUGCCUACGUUUUUGCUAUAUUUCAACUAUUUUUUGCCCAUUAUAAAUCUUUUAAUCAAGUAUUUGUCAUUGUGAGUGCAAAUACAGCUCCUAACUCUUGUCAUUUUUCUAUGUUAGCUAUGAAUAUCUCUACUUGUAUUUAUACAAAUAGCUUGCCAGCAUCUUUGUCUCUUCACACUAUCAUUUGCUUUUUUAUAUAUUAUGUCAGUGAGCUUCAAUGUAAUCUAGGUAGCUUCAGUAGUCAGGCAAUUAUAUUGCUCUUAGCAAACGCCAAUAAAACAGUGCUUAAAACCUGUCCAAAUUUGGAUACUGAUUUCUUUUGGUGUGAUGCUAAUUAG
Molecule: messenger RNA, 429 nt
Organism: Phycomyces blakesleeanus NRRL 1555(-)
Lineage: Eukaryota; Fungi; Mucoromycota; Mucoromycetes; Mucorales; Phycomycetaceae
Exons: 4
Coding region: 1-429 (142 amino acids)
Source: RefSeq, a predicted model, not a curated record